AUGUUCCGUGAGAAGGACGUUUCGACGCGACUCAUCCGGCCGACAAUCACGGAAAUCCACGUGGAUAAACUCGCUCUUUUUGUGGAAAGAUGGAAUCAUGACUGGGAAAUCGAUGGCAGCAUCAAGGUAUCAUUUCGAGAUUUUUCGCGGGCCGCGCCGUGUUUUAGAUCAAAAAUUUCAAAAUCGUCAAACAUGCAAUUUUCCGAGUAAAAAAUCUGAAAAUCGAUCAUUCUCGACAAGUCUUUUCUCUGCAGAUCUUCGACGAAGGAAUUGCCCAGUACAUGCUGACAGACGUUGAGUCUCACUACAAAUAUUUCGCUGCGCUCAUCCUUUCGAAGCCCAGUUUGAGAUGCCGAAUUGUGAGAGAAGAGCCACGGGACGAGCUCGAAGAGCAGGAGAAUCGCAUCGUUUUGGUACUUGAAUGCGCAAAUUGAGCUAAAAAAAGGAUUCGAUUCAGAUUGGCGGCGAAAAGUUAGACAGUCAGGGCCAAAGGAGCAUUGAGUUUCUGAAAGGCAUCUUGCACAAACGCGGAUAUCGCUUUGAAUAA
Caenorhabditis sp. 36 PRJEB53466 is the source of this 547-nucleotide messenger RNA. The record is from the annotation of a GenBank genome assembly. NCBI's taxonomy places the organism in Eukaryota, Metazoa, Nematoda, Chromadorea, Rhabditida, Rhabditidae.